GACCAACCAGAGGCGGUGAAAGCGCAUCCGGACGUGACGUUCGGCUGCACAUCUGUCGGAAGUGGCUGCAAGCUUCAAUCAACCGCUUCAGGUGGACGUUCGCGACGGAGCUUCACAAGCUGAGAAGAGAAAUGAAAACAAGAACCUCUCCUCUACUUCAUGUUCAUGUUGAUGAAACUACUCCUGUUCACGUUCAUGUCAAGAAAAGUCCGAAACAAGGAAAGAGGGUCCAGCAGAAGCUGAAAGGAGCAUUAGAAUGUGGCAAUCUGCGACCAUGCAGCAAGGUAAAGACCAAAGUACCAUGGAUUCCACCAGGCAAAACGUCAGUAAGAGAACUUGGCUACAAAUGGGAGGGUCCAACACAUCGACUGGAUAUAACACCUAUUGACACUGAGAAAUUCCACUCAACACUUCACCUGAGUGACCUCUCCACUGAUGAUGAGGAAGUUAUACAUGGGAAGAUGAAUCAGUAUGAGAAAAAAAUCAACUGUCUUAUGAAGCAAGUGGGAUCAUUAAAGAGCGAGGAUGAAUUGAGAAAGAAAAAUCAUUUGCUGGAACAGCAAGAGGAGGAGCUAAACCUAUCCAAGCAGUUGAUUGAAGAGAAGGAGGUGGAAUUAGCUGAAGUCACCAAGGAGCUUGUUCUUACUGAGCAUAAGAAUGAACUACUACAAAGGAGCAUUGAAAUGAUGGACCAAGAACAUUCCCGCUCAGAAAAAAAGCAUUGGCGAAAAGGUGACACUGUGUUGAAAAAGCUGGUCGAGGCUGAAAUGGAUGCAGCUGCUGCAGCAAAACAGGUUGCAGCUCUACACAGCACUAUCAGUAAGCUGGGCAGUGAGAAGCAAAUAUCAACUUCAGAAUGUAACUUCUUGACACGUCAGAAGGAAUUGCUAUUGCAGAAAUUGGAGACAUUUGACGUAACAAAUAGAGCAGUUCGGGAGCUACUAAGAGAACAACAUGCACAGGAGGCUGAUGCUUUGAGGCUAUUCGAACUAAAAGAAGCCCUCCUUGAAAAACUGGCUCGGUCAGAAGCAGAAAAUGCGCACCUGUUAGUGAAGCUACAGGAGAUUGAACGCCGGACAGACCAGCUUCUUACUCAGAAUCAAGCAGAAAAAGAUAAUGCUCACGCAGCGGCAGAGUUAUCCAAAUCACUUGAAAGCACUCGAGCCCAUCUACAGGGACAGCUUCGCAGUAAAGAGGCAGAAAACAAUCGUAUGGCUGUGCAGAUUAGGAAUUUUGAGCGUACCAUUGCGCAGCAGAAAGGGCAAGCGGACUACUUAACAGAGCAAUUAAGGUUGUUUCAUAACAAAGGGGACAGAGACAAGGAGGCCUUAAAGAAAGCCACAAAGGCUCAGAAACAACGAGCUGAACGUAGUGAAGAUGCAGUCGAACUGCUCAAUUCCCAGCUUGUUGGCAAGGAGACGCAGUUGGCAGAUGCGCUGUCAUCAGCUGAGACUUGGAGAAAUUGUUAUAACAAGGUGAUGAAAGAAAAGAGUCAACUGGAGAUUGAGAUCUCAAUCGUGAACAACCGUGUUACGGGUCUACUGGAUCAAACUCAUAAUGUGGAGGAUAAGGCUCGAGGAGACCUGGAUUCACUCAUGGACAGACUCCACAAGAUGUCCUCAGAAAGCACAUCCAUCAAAAUAGAGAAUGAGACAAUGAAGGCAAAUAUGAAUGCUUUGGAGGAAAAGUUCAUGUUUGCUCAGACUGAGAUGCAACAACUAAAAGUCUCUAUCAAACACUAUGAAGGGCUGGUGGACAGUUACAAAUCUCAGGUGAUAAAGACACGUUUGGAGGCAGAUGAUUACAAUAUAAAGCUGGAGAAGGCAGAGAGGGAGAACAAGUUACUGAAAGAUGAAGUGAAUAUCGAAAUUGACCAGGUGCGUAGACAAAUGCAGAAAAAACUGAGUGACCUUGAACCUGUUCCCGAGUUGUUGAAGUUAACUGAACAUAAACUACAGGACUGCCAGCAACAGCUGGCCAUGUACGAGAAGAAAAAUGUGGAUCAGUCCUCCAUUAUAUGUGAUCUCAGGAUGGAGAUAGAGGAACUAGGUGGAAGAUCAAGAGAGAAGUAUCACAGUGUGCAAGAAGAAAAUCAUAAUUUAAAGUUGAAAUUGGAAACUUUGGAAAGGAAACUGGAAGAUGUUUGUACACAUAACCGAGAGCUAACACUGGUGGUGGCACAACGGGAGGACACAAUUCAUCAUAAUCAGCAGCGUUUGGAGGAGAAAUCCCAUGAGUGUUCUAGCCUAGCUCGUCAGCUGGAGACUUCCAUCGAUGAUGCCAGGCGCCAGGUGGACCAAUCCAGAGAGAGAGCUACUUCAAAGGAGCGGACAUCACAGAACAAAAUACUGGACCUUGAGGCUCAAUUGAGCAGAACAAAAACAGAAUUGACUCAACUACGGCGGAGCAAAGAUGAUGCUGAGAGGCGUUUCCAGAGUCGCUUAGAAGAUUUGAAGGAUCGCCUGGAGCAGUCGGAAUGCACUAACCGCAGCAUGCAUAACUAUGUCCAGUUCCUCAAAUCCUCAUAUGCCAACGUCUUUGGUGAAACUGCAAUAACAAGUUCUCCAGUUUAAAUACGAUAACCUGUGAGGACGACUGGUAUCAAAAAAAUCAUCUUGCUGAAUUAUUUUUUUUCUGAGCUACUCGUUUCAAAACUAUAUUAAAAGGACACUGUACAGCAUGAAAUAGCAAUCUCUGCUGUUUUGCCCUGAAAUACAACUGGCCCUGUUAGCCCUAUAUUUAAAUCGAUCUUAAAGAACUACCUAAAUACAAAUUCCCAGACUUGGUAUGGAACUAGAUUUCUGACUAGGCUGAAUUACCAGUCAAAAAAGGACAUAAUAUGCUGGAGUAACUCAGCUGGUCCAGCAGCAUCUCUGGAGAACAUUGAUAGGUGACAUUUCGAGUUGGGGCCCCUUCAGACUGAAUGUAGGGGAAAUAAUGCUAGAAGAGAGGAGAGGCAGGGCAGAACGUGGCAGGUAAUAGGACAAUGGCAAGGGGGGUGGGGGGGUGCAGUUGGUAGGCAGGUGGAUAGACCAAAGGCCAGAACUUAAAACUGAAGGUAUGAGACAAGGAUUGAAGUGUUGCAAAUUGCUGAAUUUGGAGAAUUCAGUGUUUAUACCAUUCAGUUGUAAGCUACUCAAGUGGAAUAUGAGGUGCUAUUCCUCCAGUCGGCUUGUGGCCUCAAUCUGGCAAUGGUGGAUGGCCAGGGCAAGGAGGCCAGAAUGGGAAGAGGAGUUAAAAUGGUUAGCCACUAGGAAAUCGAGUAGGCCUUGGUGGACUGAGCGCAAGUGUUUGACGAAAAGGUUACUGAGUCUGUGCUUGGUCUCACCAAUGUGUCAGUCAGUAAAAUUCCAGUAUCUGUAGGUCUUUGUGUCUCCAUGUUCUCAGUCCAGAUGAAGGACCUUGACCUGAAAUGUUGACCAUCUAUUUCUCUCUACAGAUAUCCUCUGACCAGCUGAGUUCCUCCAGCAGCUCUCCUUUUUUUUUCUUAAUUCUUUGGCAUGUUCAAUAUCAUUUCCUCACUCUUUAACAUGCUGCUCUGAAAUCUUCUUAUCCUGGUUUCUUGGAUCCAUUCCCCUGUCAUUUUAAACAUUAAUGUGCUUCUACUCUCACUAUACGCCUGGAUGGUAUAUCUUCUGACUUAAUCGCUGCUACAUAAGCAGUCUUCAUGUACAUCAUGUGAACUGAAGCAGUUCUCUAGGAUAUUUUUGCAGAAGAUGGGACCAGCAUUGAAAAACUGAAAUUACUGCAAUUUAAAAUAUGCCCAUCAUUUCUUAAAAUUUACAAAUAAUUUCUGGCUUCAAAAUUCUUAUGUCCAUGUAAUACCACAAUAUGGAGAUCAAAAUUCAGUCAGUGCAACAUGAGCUUUCAUUAUUUUUAGGCCAACUAUUGGAAUUUAAGUUUCCCUCGGACAAAAAUGGUAUGCAUUUUUUAAUUUACAAUUGAUAAAGCAGUGAACAAGAUUACUCUGUAUUGAUUGAUCAAGAUUGAUUUGUAUUAUAUUUGGCCCAUGAUCAGUUGGUGUAGAGGCUGCACAAUGUGUUCUCUAUUUGUCAAUGCCAACAUAUCUCAUUUUGUUAAAAGUAAACUACAAACACUCUGACUUUAAAACAAGUUCUGGUAUUAAGUAACUUUUAAGGCUCUUGAUACCAAUUUUUUGGAUCCAAUUGUCAGGGCUGAAACAGCACCUAAAAAAUACCUGAUCAUAUCAUCUCCGUUGGUUCAAAACUAAAGUCUCUUCCUAUCUGUCUAUCUCACUAACAUACAGUAUUCUCUUUUGCUCUUUCUCCAAUUUUUGCGAUUUAUCUCUCAAAGCCCGGGGCUUGGUGUUAUCCUAAGAUCUUAAGUGGAAUUUAGCUGAAAGAUUGUCGCCUGUGUAAUCUGCGUGAGAACUACCCCUUUAAUAAUGUUGCAAGUUUUCCAUGCCAAAGUCUGAAGUUUUUUAAAAGCCAAUUUAGCUAAAAAAAAGUCUCUCUUUUAGCUGUGUAGAGCUGCUUAGGAAAUGCUGUGGUUUUCUUUUUUUAAAUGUCUUAUUGGUGUAUAUUUAAGCCUUGAUUACAUUUAGUGGAUUGUUAAUGUGUGCCAUUAAAAUAAUUGAAGUGAAGAAUGAAUUUUUUACUUAUUAUCAGGGAACUCGUUUGUCUAAUAACUUGGAUAUUAUGUGACAUUACUCCAUUCUGUGCUUAAGACAUAUUUUCAUCUUAAUUUUAAAUAUUAAAUACGAAUGUGUAUUUUAGAAGUAGUUGUGGCUCAGUAAUAGAUUUUUAUAACUACGCUUGCAUAUUUUUGUAUUCACUAUUUCUCAGUGCUUUGUGUUCCAUAAGUACUUAACAAGAAUCAGUCUGACACUCUAUUCUUUUGAUAGAUGAAUGUCUGGGAGCAGUUCCCAAAUUCUCCCUACACAUUAUUGAGGUAUGGCUUCGCACUGUGUUUUCAAAGGCAAAAUUCCCCAUAGUAAUAUUUCCUUGUCUAGUAUAAGAUAUAUUACAUUAUUAUGAAACAGAGUACCAUCUCUAAAAUUGGCAAACUAAGAACUGUAAUUCAUUCUAGUUCAUUGUCCUCAUCCUCUCACAUAUAAAAUCUUGAGACAUGGAUAAUUAUUCCAAUUUUUCUUUUAAAGAGUUAACUGUAUAGCUUGGGUUGACUGGUUUUCCAUGUCUGGACGAUUGUAUAUGUUAGUUUUAAGUAACCUACCCUUUCAGUUUAUAAUUCAUCAAGAUAACUUUUCAGAUUUCCACAGCUUGCAAAGUCUGUUUGUUCAUAAUUCAUACCACUUUACAACAUAUUACAAUGUAAGACAGAAUUUUGUGAAUUCAGCAUGAAAGCAAACUAUUCACCCAACAAUAAACAUGUGCCUUUGUUCAUGCUCUCCUUGAGCUAUCAUCCCACAUUCAUCUCAUCCUGAAAUCUACUGUAACAUGUUAAAGGCUAAGUAAUUGUUAAUAAAUUGUGGCCUGUUCCUCUGGUUUCAUAUUCAUUUUAUAUAUGCAGCCACAACAGUUGACCAUUCACUCAUUGUCACUAUUAAAUUAUGAGGGAUUUAACCAUUUUUGGUCCCAUUGUACUCUGGUGCUUCAGCUAAACAUUUUGUGAAUCACAUAAUGAAAUAAAAAUUAAUAAUUUUCAGGAUGUGAUGUUGUUCAUUAGUUGUAAAUAAUGUUUUUAUACUUGUAUGUUUUUAAAUAUUUACAAAUGUUUAUAAUCAGUAUCUUAUUUUUAUAUGAACAUAUUAAUAAAAAUGCCCAUUUGUUUGAAAGAC
Molecule: messenger RNA, 5758 nt
Organism: Leucoraja erinaceus (little skate)
Lineage: Eukaryota; Metazoa; Chordata; Chondrichthyes; Rajiformes; Rajidae
Product: outer dense fiber protein 2-like
Exons: 20
Coding region: 132-2573 (813 amino acids)
Biological process (GO): regulation of cilium assembly
Cellular component (GO): centrosome
Source: RefSeq, a predicted model, not a curated record